Scutellospora calospora is the source of this 321-nucleotide messenger RNA. The record is from the annotation of a GenBank genome assembly. NCBI's taxonomy places the organism in Eukaryota, Fungi, Glomeromycota, Glomeromycetes, Diversisporales, Gigasporaceae.
CAAGACAAGUGGGACUAUAACUCGGAAGAAUUUACAUUGUAUCAAGUUUUAGAAGAAUCCAUCAAAAACAUUGAAAGUAUUCUGAAAUCGAAAUAUUAUACUACACAUUCAUAUUAUGGUGAUCUUUCAGAACUACCGGGCCGUUGUCUACUUAUCGCAAAAGAGAAUUUUAGAACAUACUUUGGCUUCAUGUUUUUAUUAUAUGCCAUAUUUUCUCUUAUCAAGGACAUAAAUCCUAAUUUUAUCUCUAUUAUUCCUGGCGUUGGUGAACAGAUUGUACGGGAUAUUGUAUUAAAACGAUCAUAUCAUAAUGAAGAGUAA